AUGUCGACUUCAGACGAAGAAGAUCCCACUAUCGUCCUUGAUAACGGGUCUUACAAGGUUAAGGCAGGGUACGCCGGAGAUAAUUCUCCGAGGAGUAUAUUUCGGACCUUGGUAGGAACCCCAUUGUAUCAGCACUCUAUGAAUGAAGGAAUGUCGCGGAGAAAAUGUUACGUAGGUGACCAAGUUAUAAAGAACAUGGAUGCCUUGGAUGUUCGAAGACCGAUAGAGCGAGGAAUCGUGACUGACUGGGAUGUCAUGGAGACAGUUUGGCAUCACGUGUUCAGUGAUCUUCGUAUAAACCCUAUAGAUAAUAAUGUUCUUGUAACGGAACCGCUUCUGAAUCCGAUGACAAACAGAGAGAAAAUGGCACAAGUCAUGUUUGAAAAAAUCCAGCCACGAGGAAUGUAUGUUAUUAGUCCCAAUAUUCUGUCGUUGUACGCCUCUGGCCGGAUGACAGGUUUGGUGAUAAAUUCGGGUUAUGAAGUGACAAGUGUUAUAUGUGUGUAUGAGGGAUUUAAAAUAGCUCAGUCCAUCUUCAGAUCCGAUAUUGGCGGCAAUGAUGUUACUAAUUACUUGAUUGAACUUCUGGGGAAAAGAGGUUAUUCGUUUACUACAGAUGAGGAACAAGAGGAAGUACACAUGAUGAAGGAAAUAUGUGCUUACGUUUCAGAAAAUCCGAAAGCGGAGAUGAUGAACAAUGUCAAAACGGAUUAUACUUUAUCGAAUGGAAAUACCAUUCACCUUGGUCACGAAAGGUUCCAGUGUAUGGAGGCUAUGUUUAAACCGGAACUGAUAGGAAGUAAUGCUUAUGGUAUACAUGAACUGAUUGUGAAAAGCAUUGAAGCAUGUCCUAUACAUCACCAAACUGAACUCUGCAGCAAUAUUAUCCUUUCAGGAAGCAAUACGAUGCAGCGAAACAUAGCUUCAAGAGUGGACCAGGAACUGAAGAAGUUAUUGCCAAGUAAUGUUAAAGUCAAAGUGAUCGCGCCUCCAGAGAGACGCAGCUCAACGUGGAUAGGAGGCUCAGUUAUAUGUAGUUUGACUGCAGCAGAAGACAUGUGGAUGAGACCAGCAGAUUAUGACGAGUUCGGGCCUAAUAUAAUUUUUAGGCCAGAAUUUAACAAGUAUGGAUAA
Ylistrum balloti is the source of this 1134-nucleotide messenger RNA. RefSeq lists its product as uncharacterized. The transcript is spliced from 2 exons. The record is from RefSeq and is a predicted model, not a curated record. NCBI's taxonomy places the organism in Eukaryota, Metazoa, Mollusca, Bivalvia, Pectinida, Pectinidae. Bases 1 to 1134 code for a protein of 377 amino acids.